Molecule: messenger RNA, 1408 nt
Organism: Truncatella angustata
Lineage: Eukaryota; Fungi; Ascomycota; Sordariomycetes; Amphisphaeriales; Sporocadaceae
Exons: 2
Coding region: 277-1092 (271 amino acids)
Source: RefSeq, a predicted model, not a curated record
GGGGUCGAGUGCUGAUGAUAACCCUCCGCCCCCCCAGCGAUAGCAACGAGCGCUGAUUCUACAAUAGACAACCGUAGAAAUUCUUUCUCUCAAUUACAUUUGAUUGAAGCUCUCGUCCAUAACAAAAGCCGAGCGGGUCACUUGAGCUGGAGCAAUCGUGAUAUUACUACCAGCGAUCUCGUAUCAUCGGAAGAUUCGAAGCGCAGCCAUAUCUGAUGCGAUGGUAGUUGGAGCGCUGACUUUGGAAUCACAAGCCUUUGGAAGACAAAAGGCACAAUGGGCGCGGAUCAGCAGCAAGUUCUACCGCAGUCGCAUUCUCAAUACCAACAAUACCCUCAGCAAUUCCAGCCACCACCGCGAGUAAUUCCUUACAGCAAGCCAUGGCUGAUCACUAAAAUCAUUUUCUACUCGCUAUCCAUCAUUUUCAGUAUUGUUGUCCUCGGCAUUUCUAUCGCACUGGUUGUCGACCCAGGCAUCUACCAGAGCUACCAAAUCAUUUGGGUAGCUCCUCAAGCCGGUGUCGCACUCGUUUGGGACAUCGCGGAACUCAUCACGAUAUGUGCUCGAGGCAAAAAACGCGGCAUACAUCCAGGGGCGCACGUGGCUCUGCAUCUACUACUGUGGUUGGGCUUCUGUGCCGCUGUCGGGCUGUCAGCAUGGUUAGUGGCGUUCGAGCUUGAAUGUGACUAUUACUGCCGGUAUUACUACGACUAUGAAGACAGCUCUGGAUACCUUUCAGUUAUGCAGGCUGAAUUAGCAUUCCUGUCUCUUUUGCUUUUGGUGCAUUUCAUCCUGUUUGUGCGCGCCUGUGUUGAGACGCAUCAACGAAACGCGGUAGCUGGAACAGUGGUUAUGGUGCCGCAACAGAUGUAUUAUGCUCAGAAUUCGGCGCAAUAUCCCGUACAAACCAUGCCGCUCUUGCAACAAGGAUAUUCAACACUACCUCAACAGUCAAACUUGUCAGGUCACUACAACCAGCCACGAGAAAUCCAGAAGGAAUUUACAGGCUCGCCACAUGUCUCGCAACCAUCUGCGGCUCCCCACAUCAGAGAAGAUGGGCUGCACCCUCUUUCGCAGCACCCCCGGGUGUAGUAGUAAUCAAUUGAGGUGGUGUCGGGCCGUCGGGAUGGAGGUAUAUAAAUAUUGUGUGUGGAAAACAUCGACCGUUCGUUUAUGUAUCAAUCCCAUUAAAAACCUUUCUUCCGAGUGUUAUGCUUGCGGCCUCGAAUAGCCUUUGUGAGGCAUUUGUGAUCUUGACCACUGCGAGCCAAGUCCGCAAGUUGAGCCCAACAUCAUGGAUCAGAAGCGCUUACUACACCAGGGUCUGGACACAGUUGGCACUUAUAGCAGUAGUUGCGCUGGCCGCAAUGCGUGAAAUGAGACAUCCUCCACGAUAUCAUGAGGUUGU